CGCACAAGAUGGCGGCGCGGGCGGUCCGGAGCGUCCGGCACUGAGGGGCGCGAAGGGGCGCGGAGGGGGCCGGGCGGGAGGGAGGCUCCCCCAGGGCCCCCCCAGGGCCCGCCGCUAUGACCUACACGGCGGAGCAGCUGGAUGGCGUGCGGCGAAUAAAGCGGUGUCGGAAUUACUAUGAAAUCCUGGGGGUGGAGAGGGAUGCCAGCGAGGAGGAUCUGAAGAAAGCUUACCGCAAACUGGCCCUGAAAUUCCACCCUGACAAGAACCGCGCCCCCGGGGCCACGGAGGCUUUCAAAGCAAUAGGCAAUGCUUUUGCAGUUCUGAGUAACCCAGAAAAACGAUUACGAUACGAUGAGUUCGGCAGUGACCAGGAGCACGUCAGCACCAGCCAGCACAGGCACUACAAUUAUUACACAGAGUUUGAAGCAGACAUUACACCUGAAGAAAUCUUUAACGUGUUUUUUGGUGGGCACUUCCCUACAGGGAAUAUCCACAUGUUCUCAAAUGUAGCCAGAGAUUCACACUAUUACCCACGGAGGCACCGGAAUGAGAGAGCGUGGACACAGGAGCAAGAGGAGGAAGAAAACAGACCACAGAACUCCUACUCUGCAUUUAUUCAAUUGAUGCCAGUUUUCAUCAUCAUAAUAGUGUCAGUGAUAACCCAGCUGAUGGCCACAAACCCACCCUACAGCCUGUUCUACAAAUCGUCUACAGGCCACGUUGUUAGCAGAGAGACAGAGAACUUGCAGGUGCCUUACUAUGUUGAUAAAAACUUUGAAAAGAAUUAUCAAGGAGCAGAACUUCAAGAACUAGAGAAAACUGUUGAAAAAGAUUACAUAGACUAUAUUCAGACCAGCUGCUGGAAGGAGAAACAGCAAAAGUCUGAUUUGUCAAAUUUGGCCAAGCUCUACAGAGAUGAGCGAUUAAAACAGAAAGCAGAAUCACUGAAACUUGAGCACUGUGAGAAGCUCUCCAGUCUGAUUGGGAUGCACAAAGGGGGCUGACCAGUACACACACAUCCUAGAGUUUUAUUUAUUGCUGUUUUAACUUAUGUUUUUAUUUUCCUUUGUCUAAAAAGGGAAGGAGGCUACUGUAAAGAGUCUGAACAUUCAAUUUCUUUUCUGCAUAUUGUGCAGAGCUGGGCCGACACGGGCUGCAGAGCUAGUGUUUGCUGUAAUAUACUGUAUUCUGUAUUGGUUCCAAGGACCAGUGGCACUUUGUAAAUUAAUUCCCUGGGGAAUGCUGUUAGUUUGGAGCCCAUCUUCAUCGGUAGUUUGCCUGCCAUCAAACAGUGUAACAGUGUGCACGUCCCAGGAGAGCAGACAGAUGUCUUGGUUUCCUGUCUCCAGCCUGGACCUGCAGUUCACUGUCUCACCGGGGCAGUGUGAAGCACGCUGAGCCCCUGUGCUGGUGCCCAGAGGGUGUCCUUGCUUCUGCAGCCCUCUGGGAGGAGGAUUUUGGUGGAAGGCAGCGGUUUGUUUCCUCCUGGAGUGUAACACACCACGCUUCCUUCACCUGCUGGAGGGGAGCACUGGAGCAGCUCCCAGCUGGUGAGACAACCCGCUGCGAUGCUGACAGCAGCACUGCACAGGAGGAGGAGAGCCUGUGAACUGCACCAAUUCUGAUGUCUGCCAACCUCUAGAGACAGGACAACCCUCUCUUUAUUUUCUCAUACAUUUCCAGUGGCAUAUUUUUUAAGCUGGCUGCUCAAUUCUGAUUUUUAUCUGCAAACCCUUCUCCAGCUUUACAGGGGUCCUGCUUUUUCUGGUACCAUUUUGAUGUAGCAUAUUUUUACUCUGCUGAGCAGUAAUGGAUGUUUCACUGUAUAGAUUAGUAUUGUAAAGAAAAAGAUCCAUGUGGUAGUGUCCUUUUUUUUUUAUUUUCCUGAUCCUUAUUUAUGAAAGCAGGCAGGCUGAGGAGGGGUUGUACUCAGCAGCAGCAGAGAUAGAGUGUUAGUUACUCCAGCUGAGCAUCCUUAACCUCCUGAGCCCCUUUCUCUGGUGGGGUGCCACAAGUGUGUACCACAUGUGGAACAUGUUUGUACAAAGGACAUCUCCACACAGUGCAGGCACUGAAGGUGCAGGUGCUGGAGGUGCACUGCUCACCUCUCUGACCUGGAGGAAAGUAUCUGUUCAAACCCAAAAGCUCUCUGUUGUCUCCUCAUUACAACUCGCUGCAGCUAGCACAGGAUGCCACAGAUGGCCUUGGCUUAGACCUAGGAACCAAAGAGCUCAAAAGUUUGAGAAAUGCCAGAAUUAAAACUGCUUUUAAAGCUUAGGCUUCCCAGGUGCCUGGGAGUUACAGUGCUGUCACACACUGGUGCUCUGUCCCGUGGACAUUUUGUAUCAGACAACUGGUACUGAGCAGUGACUGGAGGUACCAGAAAGUGUCCCCUUGGUGUCCCUGUCCUGUCCAUUACAGCAGUGAGGUUGGCAGCAAACAAAGGCAGAGCUGCAGGAAGAGAAGCUUUUCUGGUGGUGUUUGUCUUGGUUUGGAGACUAAGGUUUGGUCCUUCUGCAGAUGAGACACGGACAUCUGCAUCAUUAGACCACUGCAGUGAUACUGAUGCUAUGAAAUGGUGGCAUGCUAAAAAAACUAACAAAACC
Calypte anna (Anna's hummingbird) is the source of this 2609-nucleotide messenger RNA. It is a transcript of the gene DNAJC18, whose product is annotated as DnaJ heat shock protein family (Hsp40) member C18. Gene Ontology annotation, cellular component: endoplasmic reticulum membrane. Lineage: Eukaryota; Metazoa; Chordata; Aves; Apodiformes; Trochilidae. The transcript is spliced from 7 exons. Gene Ontology annotation, molecular function: Hsp70 protein binding. Bases 117 to 1007 code for a protein of 296 amino acids. The record is from RefSeq and is a predicted model, not a curated record. Gene Ontology annotation, biological process: cellular response to misfolded protein.